Messenger RNA from Alnus glutinosa, 1669 nucleotides. RefSeq names its product probable magnesium transporter NIPA4. Gene Ontology annotation, biological process: magnesium ion transport. Gene Ontology annotation, cellular component: membrane. The transcript has 9 exons. Gene Ontology annotation, molecular function: magnesium ion transmembrane transporter activity. The coding region runs from base 330 to 1379 and encodes 349 amino acids. The record is from RefSeq and is a predicted model, not a curated record. Lineage: Eukaryota; Viridiplantae; Streptophyta; Magnoliopsida; Fagales; Betulaceae.
GAAGUCGGAGUGGAGUCCUUAUUUUGGUGAACCCAAUUACCCAAACUAAAAGCCAAAGACCCCCCAACACACUUUCUCUCUCUCUCUCUCUCCGAUCCCAGAAACCUCGUUCACAGCUGUACCCACCAAAUCCACCAAGCGCCGACAAAAGGCCUUCUCUAAUCUAUAAUUAAUUAAUCUUAAGAUCCAACUCGUUGUUCGAACUCGGUAUCAGAGUGCUCAGAUCACCGAGUCAAGAAGCGAAAUUUCAUUUCAUGCUCCUCCCGGUGGGGGUAUGAUAGAGUCACCGGUGGCGGUGGAGGCUAGGGUUUUGGUUCUUCUGAGCAGCCAUGGCGACGACGACCACUCAGACUAUGCCGACGAGCUGGCGCGAGGGCAUGUCCUCUGACAACGUCAAGGGCCUCGUGCUUGCUCUCUCGUCCAGUAUUUUCAUCGGCGCCAGCUUCAUUGUCAAGAAGAAGGGCUUGAAGAAGGCUGGCGCGUCUGGAGUCAGGGCAGGUGUUGGAGGCUAUUCUUACUUAUAUGAGCCACUAUGGUGGGUGGGCAUGAUAACAAUGAUCGUUGGCGAAAUUGCUAAUUUUGCGGCUUAUGCAUUUGCGCCAGCUAUACUGGUCACUCCUCUUGGAGCUCUCAGCAUUAUUAUCAGUGCUGCACUUGCACAUGUUAUUUUACGGGAGAAGCUUCAUAUUUUUGGAAUUCUUGGUUGUGUUCUAUGCGUUGUGGGUUCUACGACAAUUGUUCUACAUGCUCCCCAAGAACGUGAGAUUGAAUCUGUGACAGAAGUUUGGGAUCUUGCUAUGGAGCCAGCUUUCCUCAUGUAUGCAGCUUUUGUCAUAGGAGCUGCAUUUAUACUUAUAUACUACUUUAUCCCACAAUACGGGCAGACCCAUAUAAUGGUUUACAUUGGAGUUUGUUCCAUUGUAGGUUCUUUGUCGGUCAUGAGUGUCAAAGCACUUGGAAUUGCUUUGAAGUUGACAUUGUCGGGAAUGAAUCAACUGAUUUAUCCCCAAACUUGGGCAUUCACUUUAGUUGUAGUUACUUGUGUUCUUACCCAAAUGAAUUAUUUAAAUAAGGCUCUUGAUACUUUUAAUACGGCCGUUGUAUCUCCCAUAUACUAUGUUAUGUUCACAUCACUUACUAUUUUGGCUAGUGUCAUCAUGUUUAAGGACUGGGAUAGGCAGAGUCCAACCCAGGUAGUCACAGAAAUGUGUGGGUUUGUGACAAUCCUUGCGGGGACUUUUCUUCUUCACAAAACGAAGGAUAUGUCCGAUGGUUUGUCAACAUCUCUGUCGAUGCGACUUUCUAAGCACUCAGAAGAGGACGGUGUUAAUGGAGCUGAAGGCAUCCCUCUUAGGCGGCAGGAAUCCUUGAGAUCAUGAUGUAUGUAUCUUUGCUUUGCCACUCUUAAAAACUUGCGUACUUUUUCUGGGGAGGGAUCUUGCUGAUGAAACGAUCAUGUUAUUCUUGGAUAGAGAAAGAGAGAGAGAGAGAGAGAGAGAAGAGAGAAAUGUGAGAUUUUUGAUUUUUCUUCUUUUCCUUUCUCAACCAUGCUUUCAGCUCUUGCAUUGUAUACGCAAUUCUCCCCACUCCAUACGAAAUGCAUUGGCCUUCAUAACUUUGUGCUCAUUUGUUAUAUAGUGUAUCCUAGUUUUUAAUUUUUCCAACGUUC